UUUUCCGAAAGUGGCGGAAGUUUUUCGGCGGUUCCGGAUUUGAGCGAAUUUUCGACGGAAAUGACAUACGGAACGACCUUCUGCUGAAUCACCGAGAUGAGUCGAAGGCUGGCCAAGUUGCACAAACCGUGCGACAGGCUGGACAAGUACGACAAUGAGCCGUACAUGCAGAACCCGCUGCUGAAUCUGUUCCUGUCCGAGGUGAAGGAACGACGCCAUUAUAGUUUUAUCCAAAGAAAAGCUGCCGCGGAAAAAGUUAAAAUCUGCCGCCGCAAAACCGAAGACCUGGACGAUGUUAUUCCAAAGCCCGAAUCUUACUACGUCGAUCAGCUACGCGAGCAUGCCAAACGGGCUCCGGUUCCCAAGAUGCUUUCGCGGACUGAGGAAAAAAUUCUAUCCUUCGUGCCGAAACGACUGCGACAGCAAUAUCCAACCGCUCUGGCAAACUACAUGGUGGACGUCCACGAAGACUUCGACAAAGUCAUGAAAGCCUUCAGCUGCCAGAAGAUCUUUAAACCUGCUCCCGAUGACUAUGUUCCACCGAGAGAAAAGUUUGAAUUCAAACGCCUGGGAAGGACUCCCAAUUACAAGAACUUCCUCAAACAUAAGGCUGCCAUUCAAAAGAACCUACUUAUUCCCCAUCCGUUCAUUCGCUGCAUUAUCCAUUACUCCUAUUCGGACUUUCCACCGGUCCUGAACGAUUACACCAAGUAUAGGAUGAAGGAUGAGAUUACGUUGAAUGAGCUUCGCGAUAUGGCCAAGAAGGAACUCCAGGGAUACAACAAUUUCAUAGCCCAAGAAUGGUAUCCGAAGGUUACGCGGAUACUGAAGAAACACUAUGAUCGUCGUACGCUUCCGAAAUCGAUGUGGCCGAAAGUGAUCAACUGCGCCUCCGGGCUUAUCAAUCGGCAGCUAACCGAAUUGAAACUGCGCACCAUUGAGCAUCUACGGCAGACCGUUCUCAAUGUUCAUAAAAUUCCACAGAUGAAGGUCAUCGCCAUAUGUGACGACGGCGUGGUGGACUUAUUUCCAAGCUUGAACGACAUUUUCAGCGUUUACCAGAACGCGAUCGAGGACAUUGCCAUGGUGGGUUCACGUUUGGAUCCACUGGAAAACAUGAUCGAUGCUCAGGCAUUUGUGACCAAGUUCAGUUUUAUGAAGGUUGUAGUCGGCGAUAUUACACUACAAGAGGCUCACAAUGCUUUGCAACUCGCUCUUGAGAAGACUUUCGAACCAUUGGCUAAGUAUUUGAAGGACUUCCAGGAAGAGUUUGCCGGUUUGAUCAGCCCAGAGAUCCGCCAAGAGUUGGAUGAGUUUCUGAGCGAACCCCGUUCGUUCGAGGAAUAUUUGGAGAAGAUUGACUACUUCCAAGCGUACAACGAAAAGAUCAAGAACAUGGUGAUGAAGGAGUACUUCUACGUGGCCAUCGUGAAUCAAUCGGAUGCUAUCGGUAGCGUGAGGAAGAUGGUGCGGGAGUACAUUGAACGCAUUGCGUCGCACAUCGCGGUGGAGCAUAGGAAGGAGAGUCAGCGGAUCUGCAAGGAAUUUGAAGAGAUUAAGGAUCGAGCUCUGGAAAUACCGACGUCUACUGAGCAGCUGAUGGCUAACGGGGAGUACAUGACACGCGCCAAGACCGAGGUUAUUGAGGAACUGCGCGAGAAGAUUCAGGAAUCGAUGAGGAUUGGAGCUUACUUGGUGGAGCUACUGGAACUGCCACCAGAUCACAUGGAUGUCCAGGUCGAAAGCAUCAACUGGUAUUUCCGGAUACAAGCAGUUUUCGAUAUCAAUUCUACGAAUUUCGAAACCUACAAGUUCCAGUUCGAAGAGAAACUCCAGGAGGUGACGAAACAGUUGAACGAAAAGAUGGAGGAAAUGAUACCCAAGAUAGCGAUCAUCAACGACAUGACGGAAACGGAGAAGUUCCGGGAUUAUGUAAUGCUGCUGCAAAGUUACAUUGAUCAGAUAUUUGUCUUUGAGGAUUAUGUCAAGUGGAUCAAUAAGGAGGAAGUGCUGUUCAAGUUUCCUAAGUCGCAAUAUUCGGUGUUGGAAGCGAUCAAAACGUUCAUCGUGCCGUUCUAUAAAUUGAUCAGGUUAUGCAUGCGAUGGCUACGCUACUAUAACGUCUGGAUGGACGGCCCUUUCGAAUACCUGGAACCUCAUUUUGUGGAAUCUAAAACGGAAGAGUUCUUGAAGGAGUUUCAGAAGACUCAAAAGUACUACCGCAAUCGUAUAAAAGCGGACAUGCUUGAGAAUACCCUCUGUAAAUUCAAGGGUCAAACGGAAGACCCGGACCCGGAGAAGCAUCCGUGCCCACUGAAGCUUUGCGCCCGGAUGACGCAGUCUAUCAAGGACUUCCACCUGGGAGUUUACAUAGUAAACAUUAUGUGCAAUCCGGCGUUGAAGGAUCGUCACUGGGACGAGAUGUCGGAGAUAGCCGGGUUCGAUUUGACCCCGGAUGCGGGUACCACACUGCGCAAGAUCAUCAACCACAAGCUGGACAAGGAUUUGGACAAGUUUGAAAUCAUCAGUAUCGGUGCGAACAAGGAGUUACAGCUGCAGAAGAAUUUGGCGGCCAUGAUCAAGGAAUGGGAGUCGAUCGACUUUAAGUUAAACCCAUUCAAGGAGACCAAUCUGAAUAUUUUGUCCGGUUUGGAUGAAAUACAGUCGGUGCUGGAUGACCACAUCAUCAAGACAUUGGCAAUGAGAGGUUCUGCUUUCGUGAAGCCCUGCGAGAAGGAGGUCAAGGAAUGGUACAAAACGCUUACGCGUGUUAACAAAACAAUCGAACAGUGGGGAAAGGUCCAGAGUACGUGGUUGUAUCUGCUGCCUAUAUUUUCGUCUGCGGAUAUUGUAGCACAAAUGCCAAACGAAGGCAGAAUGUUUCAGCAAGUGGACAAGACUUAUCGGAUGUACAUGAAGAUUGUCGAAGCAAAUCGCUCAGUGAUGAAUGUGGCGGCGGCCAAAGGUGUACUGGAGGCCCUCGAAGAGUCCAACGAGCUUAUGGAGGAAAUCACUAAUGGCGUCAACGAAUAUCUAGAGAAGAAACGAUUGUAUUUCCCAAGGUUCUUCUUUCUCUCGAACGACGAAAUGCUGGAGAUUUUGUCCGAAACCAAAGAUCCGCUGCGGGUUCAACCACAUUUGAGCAAGUGUUUCGAGGGGGUGAACCGAUUGGAGUUUGAUCAGGCUCUGGAUAUUCGAUCGAUGUUUAGUAUCGAGAAGGAGCAGGUGCAGUUCGUGGAUAAAGUGUCGACGUCGGAAGCCCGAGGAAGCGUGGAGAAGUGGUUACUACGUGUGGAGGAGGAAAUGUUACGAGCGGUGUUCCACCAAAUGCGGGGUAGCUAUGAGGCGUACAAGGAGAAGGAACGGCAUGCUUGGGUUUUGGAUUGGCCCGGAAUGAUAGUACUCUGUGUAUCGCAGAUCUACUGGGCUGCGAACAUCCACGCGUGUUUGGGACAGAAGCCGGAAUCGAUUGCCGAAUACUUUGAGCAGUUGCAGAAGGAGCUGAUGGACGUUGUGAUGCUAAUUCGAUCGAAAGAGAUUACCAAUCUGGAUCGCAUAACAAUCAAAGCGUUGAUUGUUAUCGAUGUUCACGCAAAGGACGUUGUAGAUGAUCUUAUCAAGCAAGGGAUCCACACCGAAAACGACUUUCAAUGGUUGGCACAGUUGCGCUACUAUUGGAGCGAAGAAGAGGUGACAGUGAAGAUCAUCAACGCUUCGGUUCGCUACGCGUGUGAAUAUCUAGGAAAUUCGGAUCGGUUGGUUAUUACUCCGCUGACAGAUAGAUGUUACCGAACGCUGAUGGGAGCCUACCAGUUGCACUUGAAUGGAGCACCGGAAGGUCCUGCUGGAACUGGUAAGACGGAAACUACCAAGGAUUUGGCGAAAGCGUUGGCAGUGCAGUGUAAGGUGUUCAAUUGCUCAGAUGGGCUAGACUACAAAGCGAUGGGGAAAUUCUUCAAGGGGCUUGCAUCUUCCGGAGCUUGGGCUUGUUUUGAUGAGUUUAACAGAAUCGAACUGGAAGUUUUGUCUGUCGUCGCGCAGCAAAUAUUGUGUAUCAUAGUGGCCGUCCGAGCUGGAGUGCAAAAGUUCAUCUUUGAAGGAACGGAACUGAAUCUAAAUCCAGCAUGCUACGUCUGCAUUACGAUGAAUCCAGGCUACGCCGGUCGUUCAGAGCUUCCUGAUAAUCUCAAGGUGCUCUUUCGAACCGUGGCCAUGAUGGUGCCAGACUAUGCCAUGAUCGGAGAGAUUUCCCUGUAUUCUUUUGGGUUUACCAAUGCGCGGUCACUGGCAGUUAAGAUUGUCACCACCUAUCGGCUUUGCUCGGAGCAAUUGUCUUCACAGAAUCAUUACGACUACGGAAUGCGAGCCGUCAAAACUGUACUUCAAGCUUGUGGUAAUCUUAAAAAAGCAUUCCCUGACGAGGAUGAAGAAAUUUUGCUUUUGCGUUCACUUCUGGACGUUAAUCUACCAAAAUUCCUCAGAAAAGACGUGCCAUUAUUUGAAGGAAUCAUUUCGGAUCUGUUCCCUGGCGUGUCUCUUCCCGAAGCAGACUACACGCUGCUGACGAACGCUUUCAACGAUGUUUGCCGGGAUAUGCAACUACAACCUAAGGACACCUUCCUGACCAAAGUGAUCCAAACCUACGAGAUGAUCAUCGUUCGACAUGGUUUCAUGCUGGUUGGUCACCCAUUCUCGGGCAAGUCCAUGACUCUGAAAGUACUAGCCGAAUGUUUGACGAAGCUGAAAGGCAAAAGCGACAACCCAUACUUUCAACGCGUACAUUACGAAGUUGUCAAUCCUAAAGCAAUUACCAUGGGUCAGCUGUACGGCGCCUUUGAUCCUGUUUCGUAUGAAUGGACAGAUGGGAUUGCUUCCACGAUUUUCCGUCGAUUCGCCAUUGAUACGGAGCCCGAUCGAAAAUGGUUGAUCUUUGAUGGGCCGGUCGAUGCGGUCUGGAUCGAAAACAUGAAUACGGUGUUGGACGAUAAUAAGAAGCUUUGUUUGACCUCGGGCGAAGUUAUCACGAUGACCGGCGAAAUGUCGAUGAUAUUUGAGGUUAUGGAUCUGGAGCAGGCAUCUCCUGCGACCGUGUCCCGGUGUGGAAUGAUCUUCAUGGAGCCGUCCGUGAUUGGAUGGGAGGCUUUUGUAAAGUCGUGGAUUCAACGGUGCAACAAACAGUGGACAGCGGAUUGGGAAGACAUGCUACUGGAGAUCUUCCGUUGGGUGAUUCCGGAUUGUUUGAAGUUCAUCAGGAGGCAGUGUAGACAAUAUUUAUAUCCCGGUGAUAUCAACUUGCUGACUUGCACGAUGAACAUCUUCCAAAUGGUGAUUGACGAAGCAGUUCAUGAGAGCCCGGAUGAGUACGCGAAGUAUCUGUUCACGUGGUUCCAGGCAGCGUUGAUGUAUUCGGUCGUUUGGGGCUUGGGAGGUAUUUUGGAUAUGGACUCGAAGAUUAAGUUCGAUGAGUUCUAUCGAGAGAAUCAUCCAGUACCGGAUGCCUUAGGGAAAAUCGACGUUUCGAUGCCAGGAGAAGGUAUGAUCAUGGACUAUGUGUAUUAUUUUAAGCAGAAGGGCAAUUGGCGCUACUAUCCGGAUAUGGUAAGGCAGAUGAAAAACGAAGUAGGAAUUACUCUGUUGGUUCCUACGUUGGACUCCGUCCGUUAUAUGCACAUAUUGGAUAUUCAUGUGAAGAACAAGAAACCGCUACUUUUGGUGGGACCAACCGGUACAGGGAAAACAUACUAUUGCAGUAGAUUUGUCCCUCUUUUCGGCUAUUACCUAAUGAGCAAAAUGGAUCAGAAAACAUUCCUUCCUACGCUCAUCACCUUCACGUCGCAGAUCACAGCAAACCAAACGCAAGAGUUGAUCAUAUCCAAGCUGCUCAAGAAACAGCGUGGCCGAUAUGGACCGCCGGACAACAAAACGGCCGUGCUAUUCAUCGACGACAUGAACAUGCCGGCUAAAGAGAUCUACGGAGCCCAACCUCCGAUAGAGCUGAUCAGACAAUACUUCGACUACAGCCAUUGGUACGACCUGAAAGAUGCAUCCAAACUGUUCCUGGAGAAGAUCCUCAUAAUGACUGCGUGUGGUCUACCGGGAGGAAGUCGUCAGAAUGUCUACGAGCGUUUUCUGUGUCACUUCGAUAUCUUCGCGAUCAGUAAUUUCAACGACGAAACCAUGUUCAAGAUCUUCAGCAACGUGCUUCUCGAUGGGUACAAAAAGGGUGGCCACGCCACGGAUGUCACCACAAUGGUCAACAUGAUCGUUAACGCAACUCUGGAUCUUUAUCAGUUUGCAUGCGCGAAGCUUUUGCCAACUCCCGCCAAGUCGCAUUACAUAUUUAACCUACGGGACGUUUCGCGGGUCAUCAGUGGAUGCUCGAUGCUGAAGCGUGAAUCCGUGGAAAGCAAGAAAGUAUUCCCCCGGCUUUGGAUGCACGAAGCUAUGAGAGUUUUCUACGAUCGCUUGAUCAACGAUACGGAUCGAUUGUUUGUGUUCGACAAACUUAAUCAGAAUCUAAAAGCUUUCUUCAAAGAGCGUACGGAGCUACUGCUGCCGGAUUUCUUCGACGAGCAGACCGGAGCGGUGAAGUUGGGAAGUUUGAAUAAUUUGAUGUUUGGAAGUUAUUUUGAUGCGGACGCUGAAACCGAAGAUAGGAAAUACGAGGAAACGCAGCAGGUGGAGCAGUUCCGUGAUUUGGCCAACCGGGAUCUGGCGGAGUAUAACAGCACGCACAAGGCAAAGAUGGAUAUCGUUCUGUUUCAGUACGCUCUGCAGCAUUUGAACAAAAUCUGCCGCAUAAUGUCAAUGGCCGGAGGAAGUUGCAUGUUGGUCGGAAUGGGAGGAUCCGGACGGCAAUCCUUGACAAAGCUAGCUGCUCAGAUAUGUGGUCAAUCGUUAUUCCAACCGGAGAUAACAAAGUACUACGGAAUCAACGAGUGGAGAGAAGAUUUGAAAAAGGUGUUAAAGGAAGCAGGAGGAAUGGGUCGCGAUACAGUAUUUUUAUUGACGGAAGCUCAACUGAAAGAGGAGGCAUUCCUUCAAGACAUCGACUGUCUUCUCAAUAUAGGAGAAGUACCGAACAUCUACCCGAUCGACGAAAAGCAAGAGAUUUUGGAACUGGUGAGACUGGCUGCGCAAGGCGGAAAUCGCAACCUGGACAUCAGCCCACUGGAAGUGUUUCAGUUCUUCGUCAAUCGCUGCAAGCAAAAGCUCCAUAUAGUGAUCUGUUUCAGUCCGAUCGGGUCGGUUUUGAGAACCCGUAUUCGGCUGUAUCCUUCUUUGGUCAACUGCUGCACAAUCAACUGGUUCGACGCAUGGCCAGAAGACGCCUUGGAAAAGGUUGCCGAAAUGUACAUGAAGGAGUUGAACGUAGCUUCCUCGGUGAAGGAAUCUAUAGUCGUAACCUGUAAGCAUUUCCAUGUAGUUGCUCGCGAAGUGUCCGCCGAAUUCACCAAAGCAACCGGACGGGUAACCUACAUCACAUCCGCUUCGUAUCUAGAACUCAUUAAAUGCUUCCGUAAUCUUACCAAGAAGCACCAAUCCGAAAUCAUGGAGAAUAAGAUGCGCUACCUGGGAGGUUUGGAAAAGUUGGAUGCCGCAGCGGAAGCGGUAUCGACGAUGCAGAAGGAACUAAACGCCCUACAACCAACGUUGAUCAUCAUGGCAGAAGAAUCGCGUAAAAUGACUGAAGAAAUCGAGAAAGAAUCCAUAGAAGCAGCCGCAGCGACGGAGCAAGUAAAAAAAGACGAAAUAGUGGCAAACAUUCAAGCAGCGGAGACGCAAGUGCUGAUGGCGGAUUGUGAAAAGGAUCUCGCUGGAGCAAUUCCCAUUCUGGAGGAAGCCAUUCAAGCUUUGAAUACCUUGAAACAGAACGACAUUACCCUGGUCAAAUCGAUGAAGAAUCCACCCGAAGUGAUCAAACUAAUUAUGGCGGCCGUUUGUGUGAUGAAAGGUAUUCCAGCGGACAAGGUCACCGAUCAAGCUACCGGAAAGAAGAUGCUGGAUUAUUGGGGUCCCAGUAAACGUUUGCUCGGAGAUAUCAACUUCUUGCAAACGCUGAAAGACUACGACAAGGAACACAUCAAUCCGGAUGUUAUGAAGAAGAUACGGAAGGAUUUCAUUCCUCACAAGGACUUUCAACCUCACAUUGUGGCGAAGGCAUCCAGCGCAGCAGAGGGCCUCUGCAAAUGGAUCAUUGCAAUGGAUUUGUAUGACGCCGUGGCAAAGAUUGUGGCUCCGAAAAAGGAGAAGUUACGUCUAGCGGAAAACGCUUACGCGGAAACGAAGAAGAUAUUAGCAGAAAAGCGACAGCUAGCUGCUGACUUGGAGAAGAAGGUGGCCGAAUUAAACGAUAACCUGGAGGAGGCGAAUCGCAAGAAACAGGAGGUCGAAGAUGAGGUACAGAUGUGCAAGGAGAAGCUGCAUCGAGCAGAAAUGUUGAUCGGAGGGCUUGGCGGAGAGAAGAGUCGUUGGACAGCAUCGGCGGAGCGACUGCAACAACUGUACGACGAUUUGGCCGGAGAUAUUCUGGUUUCUAGCGGAGUGAUUGCAUACCUUGCUCCGCUGACGGCGACGUAUCGGCAUCGCUGCAUCGAAAACUGGCAUGGGUUUGUUAAGAAGAUAAAGAUUCCUUGUUCGGAGAGUUACAGCUUAGUGGACAUAUUGGGAUCGAUGAUCAAAAUCCAGAACUGGAACAUCGCUGGUCUGCCAACGGAUGCCUUCUCAGUGGAAAAUGGCAUCAUUAUGGACUGUUCAAGCAGGUACAGCUUGUUCAUUGAUCCACAGUUUCAAGCGAACAAAUGGAUUCGGAACAUGGAGCGUAAUAACCACUUGCAGAUCUUGAAGUUCUCGCAAGCGGACUACAUGAAACGGCUGGAAUCGUGCAUUGAGCAUGGUUAUCCAGUGUUGAUUGAAAACAUAUUUGAAGAUUUGGAAGCACCUCUGGAUCCUCUGUUGAAUCGAAACACUUUCGUUCAGGGAGGUACUGAGUACCUGAGCUUAGGAGACAACGUAAUACCAAUUUCCCCGAAGUUUCGUUUAUAUCUGACGUCGGGAUUGAGGAACCCACAUUAUCUACCGGAAGUAUUUAAUAAAGUGACCAUCAUCAAUUUUGCACUGACGAUCCAGGGCUUGGAAGAUCAACUGCUCGGCAUCGUAGUGGCUAAGGAACGACCAGAUCUGCAAGAGCUUCGUCAAACUCUAAUCGUUCAGGGUGCGAAGAACGUUGCUAUGUUGAAGGAGGUCGAGGACAAGAUUUUGAAAACUUUGUCAGAGAGUAAGGGUGAUAUUUUGGAAGAUGAAACAGCGAUAAAAAUAUUGGAUGAUUCAAAACGUAUCUCGAUCGAUAUUGUUAAGAAGCAGGAAGACUCGAAGGAAAUAGAAGCAAAGAUUGAAGCAUUUCGUCAGAGUUACCGCCCUGUCGCGGCUCACUCAUCCACGCUCUAUUACUGCAUCACGGAGUUGCCUAAUAUUGAUCCGAUGUAUCAAUUUUCACUGUCCUGGUUCAUUAACCUUUACAUUUAUUCGAUCGAGAAUGCUAACAGAACUAAGGAUCUCCUACGGAGACUGAAAUUUCUCAUGGACGCGGUAACUUUGAAUCUUUACAGUAAUGUAUGCCGAUCUCUAUUCGAGAAGGACAAACUUCUUUUCUCGUUUGUACUGACAACCAAGAUUAUGAUAUCCUGCAAUCAAAUAGAUCUGAAAGAAUUUGAGUUUCUCCUACUUGGUGGAGAGAGAAGCAAAAUUGAUCUGCCGAAUCCGGACCCCAGUUGGGUAACCGACAAACUCUGGGAGGACAUUCGUCGUUUGGAGCAGCUACCGGAGUUCACUGGAUUCGCAAAGAGUUUCAUCCAGACGAUUGACGCUUGGAAACGCUAUUACGAUGUUGAGGAUACCCAUUUGGAAAAGUUACCCUCUCCAUGGCAGGAGAAAACAAACCGCUUCGAAAAGCUGAUAGUGCUUCGUACUUUCCGACCCGACAAAGUAGUUCUCGCAAUCACCGAAUUUGUCGCAUCCGAAAUGGGACCAGCUUACGUUCUGCCACCUCCGUUCGACAUAGCCAAGUCGUACGAAGAUUCCAACUGCCUAACGCCACUAAUCUUCAUUCUGUCUCCGGGAGCGGAUCCAAUGAAUGCACUUCUACUGUUUGCGGAGAAAAUGGGAUUCGACGAAACCUUCCAAGCAAUAUCCCUCGGACAAGGUCAGGGACCAAUUGCACAGAAAAUCAUCGAGAAAGCGCAAGACGAAGGGACAUGGGUGUGUCUUCAAAAUUGCCACCUUGCGGCUUCCUGGAUGCCUACGUUGGAGUUCUUGUGGGAAAACAUGGACCUCUUUAACACUACAUCUUCCUUUCGGCUGUGGUUGACCAGCUACCCAUCGGAACAAUUUCCAGCAAGUAUUCUGCAGAAUGGUAUAAAAAUGACAAACGAGCCACCAACGGGACUUCAGCAGAAUCUCCUGCGAUCGUACAACUCGGAACCUAUGAAUGACGAUGCUUUCUACACGGGUUGCGCCGGAAAAGAUCGUUCUUUCUCCAAACUGUUGUACGGAAUCUGCUUCUUCCACGCAGUCGUCCAAGAACGUCGCAAGUUCGGACCUCUCGGGUGGAACAUCUCCUAUGGUUUCAACGAGUCCGACUUCCAGAUCUCAGUUCUUCAGUUGCAAAUCUUCCUUAAUCAGUAUGACGACAUUCCAUACAUGGCUAUAUCUUACUUAACCGGUGAAUGCAACUAUGGAGGACGCGUAACCGACGCCUGGGAUCGCCGUGCAAUUGUUACGAUAUUGGCAGACUACAUCAACGAUCGGGUCGUGAAUGAUCCGAAGUAUAGGUUCUCCAAUCAAGGCGACUGCUACGGCGUUCCUCUGAGAAACGAACAUCGAGAGUAUGUAGCGCAUAUCAAGAACAACGUGCCGAACUAUCCAAGCCCUGCCGUGUAUGGAUUACAUCCGAAUGCGGGGAUUACCAGGGAUCUGAACGCUUCCAAGGUGUUGCUGGAGUCGAUGUUGAUGACCCAGGGUGGAUCCUCGGAGAUGAGCGAUGUCGAGAAGGAAAAAGCUAUACUGGCGGUCAUCGAAGGCAUUGAGAGCCGAUUGCCGCCGGAUUUCGACUUGGAAUUGGCCAAGGCUAAAUACCCGGUAGACUACAGUGAAUCGAUGAACACGGUGCUGGUGCAGGAGAUGGAGCGGUUCAACAAUCUGCUUCAGGAGAUUCGAAGCAGUUGCAUAAAUUUGAAGAAGGGCAUUGCCGGGUUGAUUGUGCUGACUCCGGAAUUGGAAUCGGUGUAUAAUGCGAUCAAUUACAAGAAGAUUCCCGAUAGCUGGAUGAGAAAGUCCUAUCCGAGUUUGAAGCCUAUCGGGGCGUACAUUAAUGACUUUUUGGAACGACUGGCGUUCCUGGAGACGUGGUAUCAAACGGGGAAACCGAAUGUUUUCUGGAUAUCUGGGUUCUACUUUACGCAGGCUUUCCUGACGGCGGCUAUGCAGAACUACGCCCGCAAGUAUCGCAUUCCGAUCGAUAUAUUGACAUUUGACUAUAGUGUAUUGCGGGCAACGACGGUGAACUCAAGUCCCGAGAAUGGCGUAUACAUCGAGGGGCUAUUCCUGGAAGGCGCCAAAUGGAACCUCAGAGGAAGUUAUUUGGAGGAACAGUUGCCCAAAAUGCUGAUUGACGUCAUGCCGAUUAUUCAUCUUAUGCCCGUCAAGACAGCCGAGCUAUAUGAAGGCAAUCGCUACAAAUGUCCGGUGUACAAAACGGCCGAGCGUAAGGGCACUCUUUCGACGACCGGUCAUUCAACGAACUAUGUCAUCCCGAUCCUGCUGGGGACCAAACUGAACAGCGCCCACUGGGUUAAACGGAGCGUGGCACUUCUUUGCCAGAUCUCGGAGUGAAAGUUUUAGCACCGGAACUGAAAUUUUACUGGAUAUUUUUAUGCAUUCAGAUAACAUUUGUACGUGACUUAUUUUAAUGGUAUUUUUCUAUAAUUAUAUGCACAUCAUUUUAAACCAUA
Aedes aegypti (yellow fever mosquito) is the source of this 12008-nucleotide messenger RNA. It is a transcript of the gene Dhc62B, whose product is annotated as dynein heavy chain 12, axonemal. The record is from RefSeq and is a predicted model, not a curated record. The transcript is spliced from 10 exons. Lineage: Eukaryota; Metazoa; Arthropoda; Insecta; Diptera; Culicidae. Gene Ontology annotation, molecular function: dynein intermediate chain binding; minus-end-directed microtubule motor activity; ATP binding. Gene Ontology annotation, biological process: microtubule-based movement. Bases 97 to 11889 code for a protein of 3930 amino acids. Gene Ontology annotation, cellular component: dynein complex.